This is a messenger RNA of Peniophora sp. CBMAI 1063, 2493 nucleotides long. The record is from the annotation of a GenBank genome assembly. NCBI's taxonomy places the organism in Eukaryota, Fungi, Basidiomycota, Agaricomycetes, Russulales, Peniophoraceae.
AUGAAGAAGCGAGCGCACGACCCAGACUCGGACACCACCUCCUCCGCGCCGACCUUGAAGCGUCAAAAGAUGGACGUCGACCUAAACCCGCUCCCACCGGCCGAGCUGGCGCUCGCAUUGCCGGGCCUCUUGACGCGUCCACCCGCACACCCCCAACACGCCGCCGGCCUCUCGCUCUCGCGCGCGGCGCUGCACAACCUCCUCUCCUCACCCUCCAACCUCUCAACAGACGCACAAACGCGCGCCUGGCUGCAACUAGCCGAACUAUCCAUCCAAUCUCUUCCCCUCCUCCCGGCAGGGUCAGACGAAGAGGAGAACACGACAGCCGAGAUCGACCGCGCACUGUCCAAAGUCCUCGCCCUCGCGCCGAUGAACGAGAAUGGGCGGAACAUGAAGACGCAGGCUGUGUUAUUGCAGGUGCAGAUGGCUGCGGGACGGGGGCAGGCGAAGUUCGCGCUGAAGUUGUUGGCGAGGUUGAUGGGAGGUUUCACGGAGAAGGACCCGCCUGCGCUGGUACAUACGGCGCGGCUGGCGAAGGUUCAGCUGCAUCUGUCCGCCCCACGGCCGGCGCCGGUGGAUGUGGACGCGGACGCGCCACCGCGGACACCUGCGGCGGAUAAAGAUCCGGCGAUGAGCGAGCGGCGCGCGGCGCUGGACGCUAUACGCGAUAUGCGGGCUCUGGCGGACAAGAGCGGCGAGGGUCACGCGCAUGUGGCCCUGCUCUGCUGCGUAUUAAGAGCGGGCAUCGUUGUCACGCGCGGGCUAUGGACAGAAGCCGAGAGCGCGGUCAAAGACGCGGAGGAAGCGCUGGGGCUGACCUACCCGGAGAGUCCAAAGCCCGGCGCGCUAAGGAGGACGAGCACGGGCAACACAGCCGUCAGCGGCUCAUCUGCACCCUCUACCACCACGGCCAACGACAAGGGCAAGUCCAAAGCCAAACCCGAGACGUUCGUGAUGUUCGAGGACGCGUUCGAGGCGACGUGCGCUGCCCAUGUCUUGAUCUAUUCGGUGGUGUAUCACACGCAUAUAGGCGACGCGACCGGCGCGGCGCACAGGUUGAGCCAUCUGCAUGCGCUUUUGGACGAAGGCGCGUUGAGCGCGUUUCCGGACGGCGUCGCCGAGAUACAACUACCCACAGGCCCACCCCUCUGCGUGCGCACCACACCCCCACGCGUCCUCUUCGCCCUCGGCUACCUUGUUUCAGCCUCAGCCAAGCGCGACCCUGUAGGCCGCAAGCCCAAGCGCGCAACUUUCGCACAGGCUGGGCUGGAUAACCUGGAUGAGAAGGAGGGUCCUGCGUUUGAGUUCCCGCUGUGGGCGAGUGCGGGAGAUGUGGAGGAUGCGGGGUACGCUAUGAUCAGGAUCAGGGCAGAUCUGUUGAGCGAAAUGGCUGGGGUCAGCAUACACCGUAACGACUUCGCCAAAGCAGACGAGAUGCUCGACAAGCUCAUAGCUUUAACCCGCACGCACGGUCUCUGGGACCGCUACGCUCCGCGCGUAACGCUCCAUCACGCGCAUCUGGCGCAUGCUCGGUUAGAUCACAAUCGCGCGCUCAUAUGCUACGACACAGCCGCCCACCUCGGCGCCCGCGGCGGCGCGGGCGCAGAGGGCGACUUCAUCAACCUCGCCGCGCGCGCUGGGGCUGUGCUGUUGCGCGUUGGGCUGUUGCCGCCGGACGACGACGCCGUCGAGGAGAAGGUAUCGCGCGAGGUGGAGGAGGAGAGGGAGGUGGAAGAAGCAGUAGAGGUGGAGGUGCCGAAGAAGGGCAAGGGACGGCUGAAGAAACGCAAGGGCGCUGCGCGGAAGGGCAAGGGCAAGGCCAAAGCCUCCCAUUUGGACGACGACGCCACCACUACGACCUCUACAACUACCACAACCUCUACCACCACCACCUCCGCCCCUGCACACACCGCCUCAACAUCCACCUCCACUCUCAACACGCUCCUGCCGGCCCAGUGGACCCGCGCGCAAAUAAUCGACGAAGCCGAGCGCGUGUUUAGAGCGUGCGAGGGGCAGGGCGCGGUGCUCGAGAUGGCGGGCGCGGUGGUGAAGGCCGUCGUCAGCGAGGAGAUUAUCAGGAGCAAAGCCCACCUCCGCCGCGCCCUCGCCCUCGCGACCUCCUCCGGCUCGAACCACACCCGCGCCGCCCUGCUAGCGUUGGGCGCGGCGCACUACGCGCGCACGGACCCGCCGCACGCGCUCGAUGCGCUCCGGGGCGCGGACGUGCUCGCCGCGGGGCUCGGCGCUGUGCCCAAGCCUUCUUCCAACGAUCCUAAUGCCAGUCUCGAUGUAGGAGUUGGUGUUGCGGGUGGAGGGAGUGGAGGAGGCGGGCACGGACUGGGCAACGUCGCGCUGAGGUUAUGGUGCGGCGAGCGCAAGCUCGAGCUGUUCCGCCGCGCGGGGCCGGGCGAGCGUGAGCGGGCGGGGAGGCAGGAGGAGCGGAAUGGGGUGUUUAGGAGGGAGGUUGGGGUAUUGAGGGCGCGGGUGCAGUGA